AUGUAUUUUUUAGGUGAGGAGAGGCAUUUCCGUGUCUUGUCGCUGAGUUUUGGGGUAAGAGGUCUGCAGGGGAGCGUAACAUCCGAGGCAGCAAAAAUCCAGACCCAAAUGGCUCUUCAACAGACAGCGUACAGCGCAUGUUCACGCAAGGUGCAUUGCGUGAGCAAACACUAUCUGGACGACCCAUUUGUCCACUUUUUUUCGCGGGACAUGACGAUAGUCAAUAGCCCGCUUAUGAAUCGUGGAACGUGGCUCCGGACGGUCGCAAUAGAACGUAGUGUGUUAUCUUUUGCAAGGAACUGGUCUGCGGAUGGUCCUUUGCAGGUGAUCAGCUUUGGCUCGGGGGUUGACACGCUUUACUUCCGCCUGAAAAAAGAUCACAGUGAAGUUAACAUCGUGCGGUACAUUGAGCUUGACUUUCCUGACCUGGUGGCAGAGAAGCAGAGAGUAAUAGAGAAAACCGAACGGUUAAACCAACUGGUUGGGCCUGAGUAUGAGUUAGUGCCGUGUGACCUGCAGAAACCCGAUGAGUUGCGGGAAAUAUUGAAAAGAGUUGCACGUAAUGAUGUUCCUACCGUAUUAUUGGCGGAAAUGGUCUUUGUCUACCUGGAAGAGCGGACAACCACGGCAAUCCUAGAACUGACGCUUAAUGAUGUACUCAAAAGAGAUAUGUGUGUAUUACUCAUCGCCUAUGACGCUAUUCGUCCCAAUGAUCGUUUUGGAGAAGUGAUGGUGAAUUCCCUUGCCUCUUCAGGGGUCCCUCUUCGUGGCAUUAAGGAAUUGCCUACGCCGGAAGCCCAUGCCGAACGAUGCAAGAGGGUGGGAUUAAAAAGUGUCAUGGCGACAUCCAUGAGGCAACUUUAUCUUUCUGUUCCACAGGAGACACAGGAAUGGUUGAAGAAACUUGAAAUGGUUGAUGACUGGGAUGAGUGGUGCAUUAUGCAUGAUCAUUACUGCUUUGUCCUGGCAACAAACAAGGCGGAGGCUUUACCAACAAUUUUUUAA
Trypanosoma cruzi is the source of this 1005-nucleotide messenger RNA. RefSeq names its product leucine carboxyl methyltransferase, putative. Lineage: Eukaryota; Euglenozoa; Kinetoplastea; Trypanosomatida; Trypanosomatidae. The coding region runs from base 1 to 1005 and encodes 334 amino acids. Gene Ontology annotation, molecular function: methyltransferase activity. The record is from RefSeq and is a predicted model, not a curated record. Gene Ontology annotation, biological process: methylation. The transcript has a single exon.